This is a messenger RNA of Paracoccidioides lutzii Pb01, 2214 nucleotides long. RefSeq lists its product as hypothetical. The record is from RefSeq and is a predicted model, not a curated record. The coding region runs from base 1 to 2214 and encodes 737 amino acids. Gene Ontology annotation, molecular function: protein kinase activity. Gene Ontology annotation, biological process: protein phosphorylation. The transcript is spliced from 3 exons.
AUGCCUGACCUCUCUCCAAGUGAUCGCGGCAUCAUCACAAAGCAUCCGUUAAGUGACUCGUUAGAUCGUUUACAUCGUCAACUUCGAGGGGCAGAACAAGCCGUCUCAGACAAGGUCACUUCAACUGCCACUACUAUCGAGCGUUGGCGCAGCUCGUCAUCCAAAAAGCACCGGACAUUAAUAUCUGGAAGGCCGUCCUCAACCUCACCGUUACCAUCUCACGAUCGACCCCUCCGGCGAGCGUACCGCCCUCCUUUGACGGCACGCCAGUCAAAUCCACCUCGUCAUCGCAGAAAGGUUCCGAGCCAGACGUGUGAGUUGGUGAAUCCGAGAAUCUUUGAGGAGAUUCGUGGCUGCACAUUUCGAGACGUCGAGGGCUUCUUCGACAAGUACUUUGAGGGAAAAGACUGGAGCGACAAAGCAGAUGCCAUCUGUCGACGCGAACUGGCCCCUGACAGCGACGGUAAUUGGGCUCAUUGGGCUCAGUUUCCCAUCCCUUCUACGCAGGACGCUGUCCUCGCCUGGUGGUUUCGUCUUCAAAAAGUCCUUCUCUCGGAAUCACGCAGCACCUACUACACCACGGCGAGCAAAGCGGACCUUACCGGUUCGAAGGCGGAACGGCAAGUCGACCUUCUUUUGCGAGCUAGGGGUAGGUGCCCCUCGCGAAACAAACACGACUGGAGAGACAUCCUGAUGAGCCGCUCCGUGCGCGAGGUCUUUGCCGCCCAGCCCACCCGGCGGUUCGUCCACGCGUUCGCCGUCUGCGGGACCAAGAUGGAGGCGUGGGUGUUCGACCGUUCGGGUCCCUAUAGCUCCGGCAUCAUUGACGUCUACAAGGACUCGAGACGGUUCUUUCAGGUGCUUGUCGGGUACACCAUGAUGAGUGAUGAGGAACUGGGACUGGAUACUUUUAUUGCUAGGGAUGAAGACGGCAGCAAAUCAAUAACGGUCAAAGGGCCUGGAAAGGUGCUGCGGCUGGGUGAAAUACUUUCUUUUCAACGUGCCAUCGUGUGUCGCGGGACCACAUGUUUUCUCACAAAUGAUGGACAAGGCGUAGCUAAAUUCUCGUGGGUGUCGAACAAGCGGCGGCCGGAGGUGGAACUCCUCGAACUAGCUGGUCAAAAGAAUGUCCAAGGAGUCGCAAGGAUCAUCGGUCACAGUACCAUCACCAGCAUCGCCGACAUGCGCUGCGGCCUGACCUUCGACGACAGGUGCCACGACUUCAAAAGCGCACCCCCCAGCACAGCCUCCUCGUUUCAUCAAUCUCAGCUGCUCAUCGAGCCGCGUCGCUUAGAUAUCCGUCGAAAGUCAUCUUCCAGGAAACGCAGAUCCCCGGAUAAGUGGAUGCAGGCGUCCAAACGAUCGCGUUCCAUCAAUCAACCAUCAAGGGACACCCAGGAGGAGAAUGAACUAGCUUUCUCCAUUCAGUCGGCGCACAAACCAAGCCUCUUCGACGGGAAUGGCGAGGAACUCUACGACAACCGUGUCUUCCGGUGUCUCGUGAUCUCGCCCGCUGGCCGGCCGAUCUAUGACUACAAGUCACCCUUGGAGCUUCUCACGGCGCUUCGCGAUGCAAUAAAGGCGCACCGGUUUCUUUCCCUGGAUGGGAACAUCCUUCAUCGGGAUAUUUCGGAGAACAACAUAAUAAUAACUGAUCCGGAAAAAGCGGAUGGCCUCUCCGGCAUGCUAAUCGAUCUGGAUCUUGCCAAAGAGGUUGGGAGCGGGAGAAGUGGCGCGCGGCACCAGACCGGCACGAUGGAAUUCCUGGCGAUUGAGGUGCUGCUUAAUAUCGACCAUACCUAUCGGCAUGAUCUCGAGUCGUUCUUCUACGUGCUUAUCUGGCAAUGUGCCCGUCAUGGUUGGGACAAGUUAAAGCAGUUGCGGGCGUUGUAUCAGCUACAUGGCUGGUUGGGACAUAGUAUGUUAGAAAUAUGGUGCGCCGGAAGUCAUGAGACAGUCGCAAAUACCAAACAAGGCAACAUCGGAGCUGGUGGAUUUGAGCGCAUCUUAACAGUUGAAUUUUCUCCACCGAACAACAGUUUACUGACAAAAUGGUACACCGAUACUUACGGGGAGAUCGCAAGAAUUAAACGAAGCGACAUGGGUGCAGAUGGAUUUGAUGAUAUUUUAUCUGAGUUCCCGCUAAUAUUUGAGUGUGCCAAACCUCUUUGCAGAGCUAUACGAGACAUUCUUUUCCCGUAUGGGGGCAGAUGA